GUUGUUGUAGUUACUGGUUUAAUAAAUCCAAAGGAAUUAGGAAGAACGUUAACUCACGAACACCUGUCAAUUAAUUCAAGUGCAUUUUUUAUUGAACCCUCUGAUUCUGAGUUUAAACCAAAUGCUCACAAACCAAUUGCUCUGGAUAAUUUUGGCUGGAUUCAAAGACACCCCUACAGUCACUUAUCAAACCUACAAAUUGAUUCAUCUGAUGAAGAAACUAUUAUAGAAGAAUUGAAAUAUUUGAAGGCACAUGGAGGCAGUGGAAUAGUUGAGAAUUCAACUGUAGGUCUUCAUCCUGAUAUAAAUUUUAUUAAAAGAGCAUCAGUGGAAUCAGGAGUCAAAAUAGUGGCUGCCACAGGCUUUUAUGUAGAUGGUUUCCAAGAUGAAACUACAAGAGCGUUGUCAGUAGAAAAGCUCUGUGAAAGAAUUAGACAUGAUAUUAUCGAGGGAGUAAGAGAAACAGGGAUCAAAUGUGGUGUUAUAGGGGAAGUUGGGUGCACAUGGCCACUUUCUGAAUUUGAAAAGAGAUCAGUUCAAGCAUCUGCUAUCAUGCAACAAGAAUUGGGUGCACCAGUUAUAUUCCAUCCUGGAAGGAACCAAGAGGCACCAUUUGAAACAUUACAGGUAUUCCUUGAAGCUGGAGGAAAAACAGACAAAGCUGUCAUGUCUCAUUUAGAUAGAACAUUCUUGGAUGAAUCAAGACUUUUAGAAUUUGCCAAUACUGGUAUAUAUUGUGAAUAUGAUCUAUUUGGAAUUGAGAUGUCAGACUACCAACUGUGUCCAAGUUUUGAUAUGCCUAGUGAUGGACAGCGUAUUCAAUGGAUCAAGCUUUUGUUAGAUAAUGGAUAUGAUGAUAAAGUUUUGAUUGCUCAUGAUAUGCAUACAAAACAUAGACUGAUGAAAUAUGGUGGUCAUGGUUAUUCACACAUAUUGCUUAACAUUUUACCUUACAUGGAAAGAAGGGGAAUAACCCAGCAAGAAAUUGAUAAAAUACUUAUUCACAAUCCUAGAAAAUGGUUGACAUUUCUUAAUUGA
This is a messenger RNA of Lottia gigantea (owl limpet), 1038 nucleotides long. RefSeq lists its product as hypothetical. Gene Ontology annotation, biological process: catabolic process. The annotation marks the transcript as partial. Gene Ontology annotation, molecular function: zinc ion binding; hydrolase activity, acting on ester bonds. The transcript is spliced from 7 exons. The record is from RefSeq and is a predicted model, not a curated record. Lineage: Eukaryota; Metazoa; Mollusca; Gastropoda; Lottiidae.